AUGGCGAGCUUGAUGCAACAGCAACCACAGGGAGUUAAUGGAGGUAGCAACCGCAUAGUAGCCGUCGAUGUCUCUCCCUCUAACAACCUUCCUGCACCAUCUCAUCAUGACGCCACCUCAAAUCCUGAGAAGCCUGGGUGGAAGAAGUUCCUGGCAUAUGUAGGUCCUGGCUUUCUGGUCUCCUUGGCCUACCUUGAUCCUGGAAACAUGGAAACUGAUCUGCAAGCUGGAGCUGCUCACAAAUAUGAGCUGCUCUGGGUAAUACUCAUUGGAUUGGUGUUUGCGCUUAUAAUUCAAUCGUUGGCUGCGAAUCUUGGCGUGUCCACGGGAAAACACCUUUCAGAAUUGUGUAAAGUCGAAUAUCCUUUAUUGGUGAAGUACUGCUUAUGGUUAUUAGCUGAGCUUGCUGUCAUAGCAGCAGACAUACCUGAAGUGAUUGGCACAGCCUUCGCGUUGAACAUUCUCUUCAACAUCCCUGUAUGGGUAGGAGUUCUGCUGACUGGCUGCAGCACCCUCUUGUUUCUUGGUCUGCAGAGAUUUGGGGUAAGGAAGUUGGAGCUGCUGAUAUCAGUGCUAGUUUUUAUAAUGGCUGGAUGUUUCUUUGGGGAAAUGAGCUACGUAAAACCACCUGUGUCUGGUGUAUUAAAAGGAAUGUUUGUGCCAAAACUAAGUGGUCAAGGAGCCACAGGCGAUGCUAUUGCUCUUUUGGGUGCCCUUGUCAUGCCGCACAAUCUCUUCCUCCACUCAGCUCUGGUCCUGUCUAGAAAAGUACCCAGUUCCGUGCGUGGCAUCAAUGAUGCAUGUAGAUACUUUCUCAUGGAAAGUGGGUUCGCACUGUUUGUUGCAUUCCUAAUCAAUGUUGCAAUGGUUUCUGUGUCCGGUGCUGUUUGCUCUGCUGACAAUCUUUCUGCAGAAAAUGCUGGUCAAUGCAACGAUCUUACCCUUAACUCUGCUUCUUUUCUUCUCAAGAAUGUGUUGGGACGGUCGAGCUCUACCAUUUAUGCCAUAGCACUGCUAGCCUCAGGACAAAGUUCAGCUAUCACUGGAACCUAUGCAGGGCAAUUCAUCAUGCAGGGUUUCUUGGACAUGAGGAUGAAAACAUGGAUUAGAAACUUUUUAACUAGGUGCGUUGCCAUAACACCUAGUCUUAUAGUUUCAAUCAUUGGGGGUUCUCAAGGGGCUGGUCGGCUUAUCAUCAUUGCAUCGAUGAUACUUUCAUUUGAGCUUCCAUUCGCUUUAAUUCCACUCCUUAAGUUCAGCAGUAGCAGUUCCAAGAUGGGACCUCACACGAAUUCUAUAAUUAUCAUUGUCUUGUCAUGGAUUCUGAGCUUUGGAAUCAUUGGUAUCAAUGUGUACUACCUCUCUACAGCCUUCGUGGGUUGGAUAAUUCAUAACAGUCUACCAAAGGUGGCAAAUGUGUUCAUCGGGAUCGUAGUGUUUCCUCUAAUGGCAGUUUAUGUUGGUGCAAUAAUAUACCUAACAUUCAGAAAAGACACUGUUCAGACAUAUACUGAGACAAAGAAUGAACCAGCAAUGCAAACCCACAUGGAGAAGGGGUUUAUGACUGAUGGUCAAUUAGAGUUGAGUGAAGUUCCCUACAGAGAAGACUUGGCUGAUAUCCCCCUACCUCAUUAG
Sphenostylis stenocarpa is the source of this 1635-nucleotide messenger RNA. The record is from the annotation of a GenBank genome assembly. NCBI's taxonomy places the organism in Eukaryota, Viridiplantae, Streptophyta, Magnoliopsida, Fabales, Fabaceae.